Messenger RNA from Armigeres subalbatus, 2495 nucleotides. Its product is annotated as acyl-CoA Delta-9 desaturase-like. The coding region runs from base 648 to 1715 and encodes 355 amino acids. Gene Ontology annotation, molecular function: iron ion binding; stearoyl-CoA 9-desaturase activity. NCBI's taxonomy places the organism in Eukaryota, Metazoa, Arthropoda, Insecta, Diptera, Culicidae. Gene Ontology annotation, cellular component: endoplasmic reticulum membrane. The transcript has 5 exons. Gene Ontology annotation, biological process: unsaturated fatty acid biosynthetic process. The record is from RefSeq and is a predicted model, not a curated record.
AGUCGCCUUAUCAGCGGCUGUUUCGCGCAAAAGUGAGGGGACGUCACCCCUGGUGUUAUCGGUGGAUUCGAACGGUGCUGCGGAGAAGUGCAUUAUCAGUGCCGGGACGUUGGAAAGGGUGUCCCGCGGCUCAGAAUCGGGUGAAGUGUUCUGCUAAUCUCUCGCAAAUCUAUUAUUGCUCCGGGGCCAAAACGGACUACGGACGCGGGCAAUCAGUCGAGAGUGAGUGAGAGAGCGACCCUUGUUUUUCUCGCGCACCCGGCGAGUUGUUAUAAAGCACAAUAGCGCUCCGUUCUAACGGAUCAGUUGGAAUCGAGAGGUAGUCCCGGAAUGGUUUGAAAUCAAGUCCUGUCGUUUCGUUACUAAACGCCCCAUAAACUGGGAGUAACUUCCCCGCACCACCUAUAGUGAAACUUGGAAGGCGAGAAGUGAAAUCGUGUUGGAAGUGCCUACGAAGAAGAAUAUUUCACAGAUUUCCACUCUUGUUGCCGAGGUGUGAAUUGAGGCGAAGAGUUGCUACAAGUGCGAGUUGCUGAGUUGUAGUUAAAUUUGGUCGAAAAUUGAAGUUGUGUCUUGGAGCUGACGGAUUUUGACCGGUUUGUUCCAGUUCAAACAACUUUUUGGAAGAAAGCACUCCACCGAAGAAGAUGGCACCGAACGCGACGGUUGAAGUAACCGGUGUUCUGAACGAGAACGACGCCGACACCGUCGACGGAGGACUGGCGAAGGAUAUAGCCCCCCUGAAGCGAGCCGAGAAACGCAAGAUCAAAGUAGUGUGGCGAAAUGUGAUCGCCUUCGGGUACCUCCACUUGGCUGCCGUGUACGGCCUCUGGCUGCUGUUGACCUCUGCCAAGCUGUACACCGUUGCACUCGCAUUCGUCCUGUACGUCGUAUCCGGACUGGGAAUCACGGCUGGCGCUCACCGACUAUGGGCCCAUCGCUCAUACAAAGCCAAGCUGCCCCUGCGGAUUAUUCUGUGCGUGUUCAACACCAUUGCUUUCCAGGACUGUGCUCUGCACUGGGCUCGUGACCAUCGCGUACACCACAAAUACUCGGAAACCGAUGCCGAUCCGCAUAAUGCCACCCGUGGCUUCUUCUUCUCGCACAUCGGCUGGCUGCUGUGUCGAAAGCACCCAGAAGUUGUUGCCAAGGGUCGCCAGCUGGACAUUUCCGAUCUGUUUAGCGAUCCGGUGCUGCGAUUCCAGAGAAAAUACUACAUGAUCCUGAUGCCCCUGCUAUGCUUCAUCCUGCCCACAGUUGCCCCAGUCUACUUCUGGAACGAAACCUGGACCAACGCAUGGUUCGUCGCCACGCUAUUCCGCUGGACGUUCAUCCUGAAUGCCACCUGGUUGGUGAAUAGCGCCGCCCAUAAAUGGGGACAUCGCCCCUAUGACAGAACCAUCAACCCCUCGGAAAACAAAACUGUGGCCACAUUCGCCUUCGGCGAGGGCUGGCACAACUACCAUCACGUUUUCCCCUGGGAUUACAAAACGGCCGAGCUGGGUAACUACCGACUAAACUUCACGACCGCCUUCAUCGAUUUCUUCGCCAAGAUCGGCUGGGCAUACGAUCUGAAGAUGGUUUCGAACGAGAUCAUCGAGAGGCGUGUCAAGCGAACGGGAGACGGCUCGCACCCGACCUGGGGCUGGGGAGACAAGGAUCAGGACAAGGACGAGAUAGAGUACGCCAAAAUCAUCAAUCGGAAAUUGGAGUAAUAAAACAGGAUAGGGAAAUGGAGAGAUCGCCAAGAACCAGGGUCAUCCUUAGUGCUACGUGCGGCGUGAAAGCAAUGGAACAAGCGAGGUAGAGAGAAAGAGACAGAUAGAGAGCGCGCGUAUUUUCAGACCCGAAAUGGGAGCUCACGUGAUUUUUUUUUAAUAAGUAAGGCGUUGGUCCCAUCGGAUUUCAAGGAGGUAGAAGGAGCUGAGCAGUGGAUUCGAAUUAUUUGAAUUUUGUCGGUUAAAGUGAGACCCCAUUUGAACAUAUUCUUGAAGAAACUGAACUUUAAUACCUAAAUGUCAAAAUGAAGUAUAAGUCAAAUCGUAUAUGUGUAUAUGUAUUAAACACAUAUAAAACAAACAAACAAACAGAUUCAGGUGUGUUAGGAUCUAAUACAUAGAACGAACAAAACUGUUAUUGUUAAGAACUACCAAUAAAAACAAAAAUAAAAAUUACACAAAGAUUUUAUGACAUUUUCCGGAUCUGAUUCGGCAAUUAAAUUGAAGUACUCUUUGAUUUGAGAUAAAUCAUCCGUUCAAAUAACCUGCGACCAAGGUAACAAGGACUUUUGAUUGAACUGGCCGUACUAUUUUGUAGGAAAUCAGGAACACAAUUGGAAAUGGUCAAUACUUCACCCAUAGUUUAAGUACCAAACUCCUGACCAUAUUUAGCUUUAGCCUGUGUAAUUUAUUUUUAGAGCCAAAAUGAUUAAAGAUGCUGUGAAAAUAGUAACAAAUAGACGACACUCAGGCAGUGUCAAAAAGAAUACUUGGAAA